CUUUCUUUCUCUCGGCGCUUGAAGCAGAAAAUGUAUUUAGUCUCCAAAGCGAUGAGAGCGAGGGAGAGUGAGUGGGUGAGUGAGUGAGUGAGUGAGCGAGAGAGUUGAUCUUAAGGUGCUUAUGUUGGUUUUUCGAUUCCACUCUCAGCCAUGCAGUGGUGAAGGACGGAAGCGUGGCCGCACUGUACAGUCAGUCAGGCGUCCGAUAGUAUUACCAAAUACGACACAACAGAUAAGCUGGAUGUUCUGAUGGAUGUUGGUUGCUGAUGGAUAUUGGUGGUGUAUUGCGCAGUUGGACUACUGGAGACGGCGAGGAUCCCGGCAAGAAUAGGUUGCCUUGGUGGGACAUAGAGGGGAGUGGUUCUGAAAGACAGUAAGCUCAUUAAGAGCGCAUCGUUGUGUGAAGAAGAGAUAUCGCUGAGUGGAAUAUAUUUAAUUAAAAAAAAAAAAAAAAAAAAAAAAAACUUGCAAUGGCCGUCAGAAGGAAUACAUAAAUGCCCACCCUGCAACUCCGGGCUCAGUAUUUUUAACAUUUACAUGUCAUGGCUUUACAAAACACACCAGAGACUUCUGGGACAAACAAGACAAACACCAGUAUUCUAGACCUGGGCACUUUCUACGUGGACUCAGAUAUCAUAUUUGGAUUUACAAGCCACCUUUUGAGGCGGAAAGCUAAGGUCGUAGAAGGUUGCUCCAGCAGAGAAACCCCACUGUCUCUGGAACUCGGACCCAGGAAGAGGCGUCAAUUUGCAGAAGAGGAUCAAUGUAGCAGCCGACCGCCUCCAGAGGGGGCCGGGUCGGUUACCGUCUCAGAGUCGAGCCCCUUAGAGAGGAGGGAAGGGAAGGGAAGCUUGUGCAAAAAAUGCCAGCUUAAACUGGCAGAACUGAAGAGGCAGGCUCUUGCACUAGCCGUACCCGGAUCAUUCAAGGAUCCAGGCUUUGCUGCUCUGCUUUUUGACAAGCUCCAAGUGCCUGAGUACCCACAGAAAGGUCGGCAUGAGGGUGACAACCGCUGUGAAGUCUGUGCCACCCACCUCAAUCGGCUGAAACAGGAAGCCCUCCAGAUGGUCCAGGCCCUUGCGCAGACGGGCAGCAAAGAGACACAUGACUUUGCCCCCAGCACGUUAUCUGGCAUCCCUCAAAGAACUGGGCUUCACAACAUGGUCACCCUCUCCUCUUCCAAGGACUGGGCCCUGCAAGCCAGCAGGCAGAUCAGCAAGCCAACCAACACCCUUUCUGGGGCAGAGAGACGGAAGGGUCUCGGUUGGCCGCAGGGUGUGAGCAACAUACCCAAGUCCAGUGUCCAGGUGACCGUGGGACCGGGAGCCUUGAGCAGCACUUUGAGCUCUGUCACCAUCCAAGCACAGCAAUACCUGGAAGGUAUGUGGAGCAUCUCCAGGGUCAACAACUUCCUUCCUCAGGCCUAUCUGACACAGGCCACGAUGGCUGAGAAUGGAAAGGAGGUCCUGGGUACUGAAGCCACUUGCGGCUCUCCCAGCAGCUGUGUGCAGGCACAACGACACAACAACACAACGCCUGGCGUCCAGGGUAUGCUGGGCCAGGCAGGGGUCAGUCCAAGCACCUCAGCUGCUGCUUCCUUCUUCAUUAGGGCAGCACAGAAGCUGAACAUCUCUUCAAAGCGAAAGAAGCAUCACCCGCCAUUGCCUCACUCCCAGGAGCCCUCAGUCUACCCAACCAGCUUCAGUGGCAUUCUACAGCUGUCUCCUCCCCCUGCACCGCCAUGCCUUCUGAGAGCUGUGUCGAAGGUCAAGGACAACCCAGGAAUGGGAAAGGUAAAGGUGAUGGUGCGCAUCUGCCCAUCUCAAGGCGCGCACGACACGUCAGAGUCAAUGUCUUUCCUGAAGGUGGACCCUCGCAAGAAACAGCUGACCCUUUACGACCCUUCGGCAAAUGGACACUCAAACUCAGGUCACAGACGAGCUGUUGUUGCUGCCCCAAAGAUGUUCGCAUUUGAUGCAGUUUUCACCCAGGAUGCUUCACAAGCGGAAGUGUGCUCAGGAACAGUAGCGGAAGUCAUUCAGUCUGUUGUGAACGGUGCAGAUGGCUGCAUAUUCUGCUUUGGUCAUGUCAAGCUUGGAAAAACGUUUACUAUGAUUGGGAGAGAUAACUCCACCCAGAACCUGGGGAUCGUCCCUUGUGCGAUAUCCUGGCUCUUCAAGCUGAUCAACGAACGCAAGGAGAAGACUGGCACACGCUUCUCAAUCCGGGUGUCCGCGGUGGAGAUCUGUGGCAAGGACGAAACUCUCAAGGACUUGCUGUCGGACGUGGCCAGUGGGAGCCUCCAGGAUGGCCAGUCUCCGGGGGUCUACCUCCGGGAGGAUCCCAUCUGUGGAACCCAGCUCCAGAAUCAAAGCGAGCUGAGGGCCCCCACUGCAGAGAAGGCUGCCCUCUUCCUUGAUGCAGCAAUCGCUGCAAGGAGCACCAGCAAGCCAGAUUGUGAUGAGGAGGAGAGGAGGAACUCCCACAUGCUCUUCACCCUGCACAUCUAUCAGUACCGCAUGGAGAAAAGUGGCAAGGGAGGAAUGUCUGGUGGCCGCAGCCGCUUGCACCUCAUCGACUUGGGGAGCUGUGAGAAGGUGCUGAGCAACAGCAGGGAUGGGGGAGGUGGCCUCUGCUUAUCUUUGACAGCGCUUGGCAAUGUGGUCCUGGCCUUGGCUAACGGAGCGAAACACGUACCGUACAGGGACAGCAAACUGACUAUGCUGCUGAGGGAAUCUCUUGGGAAUAUCAACUGCAGAACAACAAUGAUCGCCCACAUCUCUGACUAUCCGGCCAAUUACGCAGAGACCCUCACUACUAUUCAGCUGGCGUCGCGGAUACACCGCAUGAGAAAGAAAAAAUCCAAGUAUGCCUCAAGCUCAUCUGGAGGGGAUAGUUCUUGUGAAGAAGGUCGAGUCCGCAGGCCGCCACACCUGCGGCCCUUCCAUCCCCGCACCAUCGCACUGGAUCCCGACCUGCCUGUGCUGAGCAUCUCAAGCGACCCGGACUACUCCUCCAGCAGCGAACAGUCUUGUGACACCGUCAUCUAUGUGGGACCUGGGGGUGCAGCCCUCUCAGACUGCGAUCUCACUGAUAAUGAGGGCCCACCAGAAUUUGUCCCCAUCAUCCCCUCGCUUAACCGAAAGCAUGUGAAAGACGGCCCAUAUUGCGCCAUCAGGAAAUACAACGGGGACCAUUUAAAGUGCAACACGUUUGCCGAGUUGCAAGAGCGUCUAGAAUGCAUAGAUGGCAGUGAGGAGCCCUCUGCUUUUGCGGUUGAGGAGGGUCUUUUUGAUGUGAAGGGGGGUCAGGUUUCCUUAAGGACUGAAAGUGUAUCAUACAAUCCAGGGAAAGAAGGCAGUGUCCCUUCCCCUCAGACUUGUGAGAAAGCAGCCACUCAAGGAAGCCUUUCUCUGAAAAGGACACAUCAUUCUCCAGCUGCUGGUCACAUGGCUGGUGGGUCCCCACUCAAGUCCAAGUGGCCAACUGCUCAAUCUCAAGGAGGAGUGGAUGGUCCCUUGGAGCACUUGAAUCGAACAAGUGCCGACGGGGAGAAGGUGAUUGUUUCUGAUCAGUGCGGUACUAUGACCCAAGCCAGUACUGCUAAAGCACAAGAGCAGGGGUCUGAGCCAGUGGUGCGGGAAAAGGCAUACUUCAACAGGAGACCUUUGCCCAAACCUGCCCCUCCCCCUCCCCAGAUGGAGGAAUCUAGGAGAGCGUAUCACGAAUUGGAAGGCAGCUCUGUGACAAGGACUCCUCCUGUUGGAAUGAGUCACCAGGCCCUUAAAAAGGAACCUGGAAGUUCUCUAGUUCUUGGUAAGAUCCAACCCAUGAGCAGAACACCAGUAGACUUGCGUUCAAAGUUGAGGGGAACGUGCUUUGACCGAGAUAUCCUAACCACCACAGUCACCCUACAGCAGCCUGUAGAGCUGAAUGGAGAGGAUGAGUUGGUCUUCACAGUAGUGGAAGAGUUAUCCAUUGGAGGAAAGCUGGACAAUGGAAGGCCAUCCAGCAUAAUCAGCUUCAACAGUGAUUGUUCCCUUCAGGCCCUAGCUUCAGGCUCCCGCCCUGUCAGCAUUAUUAGCAGCAUCAAUGAUGAAUUUGAUGCAUAUACCUCCCAAGUAGCUGCUUCUGGGGUCAACAUUGACCUGGUUUCCCCCUUUUCAAACCCCUUUACCUGUUCCGGUAGUAGGUGCUCUUCUGUCAGUUCCUGGCUCAGCGAUGUGAGCCUCUGCACUUUGGAGAGCGAUGAUGUCCAGUCUAGCAACACUUACAUGGAUCCUGAGGGUGCUUUCUGUUUGGGUUCCCUGGGAAUGCUCCAUAAGGAGAUCUUGUCACCACAGGGUGCCAAGAGCUCCAUGAAUGACAGCGGCUUUUGCUUCUCAGAACUGGACAGUGAUAGUGCUGCUUCCAGCAAACUAUCUCUAAGUGUCACAAAGUGCCAAUCAACUCCUGAGUCUAGCAAAGCAGGUAAAAUGGCUGCCUGUCCAAUGGGGAAAGCCAACACCCUCAACAACUCCCAAAUACCCUCAGCCCCACAAGUUGUUCACUCCAGUCUUCCCAGGAAAAUGAAACCUACCUCAACAGCUGCGCAUAGCGGCAGCAGCAGCAUUCACAACUGCUGCGAACUUCAACAUCAGGAGGGCAGACCAGAUGACCCCUGGCUGAUGCGCAUGGACAACCGUUCAGACUCUGCUUCUGUUGGCAAACUCUCCAGAAGCGGCACAAACAUCCCGACCAAGAAACCAGGCAUGAUCAGCAGUGUGCCCCGCCCGGCCAAAUCUCAGGUGUCUUCCUCAUCCCAAAGGGUGGUGGAUGGCUGUGAGAAAUCAAGCAGCAAAAAAUCUGAGUUGCCCAGCAAAAUGCCUCCAUUUAGGAGAGGUGCUACCACACUUGGCACAGUCCCAGUUAUCCAAAAUCAACCUUCCUUGGAGUCCAAAGGAAACCAUGAGGGUGCCUCAACAACUGGCAGCCUAAAGUCCUCAUUAGGCAAGAAGGCAGCUGUGCAGAAAGGCAGCUUACUUCCAAAGGCUGGUGGUACUUCACCUCCUGCACCACCUGUCCGUAAAUCCAGCUUGGAUCAGAAGAACAGAGUUUUGCUGCCCCCCAGUGCCUUAAAAUCUGCAGGCCAAGAUGCAGGGACAUUCUCUGCACCCAAGGCAGCAGAGGAGGAGGUUGAUGUGAGAUCAAAGGUUGAGCCGAACAGUAACAAUUCCUCAAGCUUAAAGGCCGAGCACACUUCAGCCAAAAUUACUUCCAGUCUGAAGCCUCGUGGGGCAAAAUUAGAUGCUGGGCAGUGCUAUGGAAGCCAGAUGUCUCUAGAGAGAUGUGAUAGCUUGAGUUCAGUGGGAUCCAAAGCUGGUCUUUCUAGGGAAAACUAUGGUUCCAGCUUGGGCAACAAUAGCAGGACAAGUCGGUCAGUGCCGAGGCUUGGAGUUCCACCCUCCACCUCCACCCUUACUGCUACCUCCCCACCUUUCUGUGCAAUCCCGGGACCACCGGCAAAAACAGGGCAGAUCAAAGGCAGUAUCAACCCCAAGGCUGUUGCAGUCAGUGGAAACAAAACACAUGCUUUGUCUGCCAGCAGUAGUUCCAAGCCCUUGACUUCCUCCAUGAAGUCUCUCACUCCACCAACAGUACGGAGUGCCAAUUUACCUCCCAAUGGGAAGCCUCCAACUCGGUCCAUACCAGGGGUCAACGGCAAGCCAGGCCGGGGGACUAUCAUGGGCACCAAGCAAGCCAUCCGUGCUGCCAAUAGCCGGGUGAGUGAGCUAGCUUCUGGAAGCUCCGGGAAGGGCCACUUCAGGGCCUCUGGGGAUUCGGACAGUGGUAACGACAGUGGGGUAAACCUCAGUGAUGACAAGUCGCCCCUUCCGAUGUUGCCUUCUCCCUACAGCAAAAUCACUGCCCCCAGGCGGGCGCAGCGCUACAGCAGCGGACACGGUAGUGACAACAGCAGUGUCUUGAGCGGAGAGCUGCCCCCGGCAAUGGGCCGGACAGCAUUAUUUUACCACAGUGGGGGCAGCAGCGGCUAUGAGAGCAUGAUCCGGGACAGCGAAGCAACGGGCAGUGCUUCUUCCGCCCACGACUCAAUGAGUGAGAGCGGCAUGUCCUCUUCUGGUCGCACCAGGACUUCCAAGUCCCCCAAGAAGAGAUCAGCCGGGCUGCAGCGAAGGCGUCUGAUUCCUGCUCCCCUGCCAGACGCCUCAUCCUUGGGGAGAAAGCCUAACACGACUGGCCAGUGGGUGGACCUGCCGCCCCUGCCUGGAACACUGAAGGAACCCUUUGAGAUCAAGGUCUACGAGAUUGACGAUGUGGAACGACUGCAGAGACACCGGCAUGAGGACCCUGCGGAGCAGCCAUUCCAGGAUGUUGAAAAGGGUCUGCUGUAUUUCAACACAAAAUUAAAGCUUCUAGAGAGGCGUCAUCAGCAGAUCAGAGAGUUGAAGGCAAAGCAUGAUAUGUUGAAGGUAGAGCUGGAAGUUACAAAGCAAAGGCUGAUGAUGGAUCCUGGCAAGUGGACAGGGGAGUUUGAGGUUGACCUGGGCCUGGAUAAGGAGUCCCAGGAGUAUCUGGAGGCACUGGAACAAGCCACUGAGGAUCUGGAGUACUGUGUCAACCUAUGCAAGUCACGCGUCAUGAUGGUGACCUGUUUUGACAUUGGGAUGGUCUCUGACAUGCAAGAUGGGCUGCGAGAAGUCGAGGUUUGAAGAGGAGAGGAGAAGCAAAAGGGAACAAAAGAAAAAGGAAUCUUUUUACUGAGCCAUUUCUUUUGGAGGAGAACAUAAAGGAAAGAUAUGCAGUAUUAAAAACACUAUGUGGAUACAUUAGAAGAUGGGAGAGGAAUGUGAGUAAAGACUUAAUGUGGAGACAGUGGCUUAUAAAAAUAAAAAAACAAACAAAAAAAAACAAGACUACAAUUCUGUGGUGCCUCAAACCCUAUUACUGUGGAGAAAGAGGAAGACUGAAAAAGAGCAUACAAACAAUUUCCGCUCUCCACACGGCAGAAGGAAGCGACGCAAACCAAGAAGACAUUCAAUUAAACCCAAAAGUGCCUUUUUUUAAGUAACUAUUUUUUUUUUUUUUUUAUUGGUGCUAGUAUUAAAACCAGCAUACCUAAGCAAACCCUAAACAUAUUCCUAUUAAGAAAAAAAACAUCGUAUUUUAUAUUGUAUAGUGUAUUUUAUAUGAUUAUACACUAUGUACAAAAUAUCAUUGUAGCAUCAAAAAGCAAUAAGUAAACUAUUAUUGCAUCCCAGACUUUGCCUUCUCAUGUCAAACCUCAGAUUUUUUUUAUAUGAACAUAGAAGUCGGACCCUAAAGGGUUCAUCUUUCCUAAACUAGGUUCAAACUCAAUGUUCAUAAGUGGUUUCUGAUAGUGAAAUGGAUUUGUAUCAUAUUUUUGGAAUUCUUUUCCAUUAAGUAACGUGUCUUCAGUUUUUCAGUUGCCUUGACCAUGCCAAUUCCCAGUAGAUGUUAAAUGCAGUACAGUAGAACCUUGUUGGUUAAGAAUUCAAUGACAUACUUUUUCAUCUCCCUCCAGUCAUGGGAGUAGCAGAUUAUCAAAGCACAUUACAUUGGCGUUCUGCACUAAGGUGCUACACCUUGUCCUAUGCACUCUUCUGGCCUGGCACAGUGAGUUGCAAACUGACAGUCUAGUUAAGUCUGUUCAAGGUGACUGGCGAGAAUCAGAAACAGACAGGCAGUGUCUGGAGGUUAACUCGCAUAUUCUCUAGUCUAUAAGUAAAUAAAAGAUCUAUACCAAGUCUUCACAACCCAUUUAUCAUUUUUUUUUUUUUUCCCCCAGUAGCAACAAAGUAUUUGUCAGGGUUUGGCAAGCCUAAAUAAAUUUGCGACAAGCCUGGAUCAGCUGUGCUUUAGUAAUUCAACUUAAAAUGAUUAUUAUUAAAUAUGCAUAACCUGUGAUUCACUGUUUUACCGGAUUCUGCAAAGUUGACGUCUGUAAAGUUUCCAUUCAGUCAAAAGUGUGUGUGGGUGAUGGGCGUUGACUCGGGCAGUUGCGAAAUUACGGGCAUUAGUAACAUUAGGUAGAUAGGUUACGUUUACAGUUAGGCAUGCUUAAAAUUCAAAGGUCGAGCACAGCACACAGUCAA
This is a messenger RNA of Polyodon spathula (Mississippi paddlefish), 8114 nucleotides long. RefSeq names its product kinesin-like protein KIF26A. The record is from RefSeq and is a predicted model, not a curated record. Gene Ontology annotation, molecular function: microtubule binding; microtubule motor activity; ATP binding. The transcript has 16 exons. Gene Ontology annotation, biological process: microtubule-based movement. Bases 543 to 6710 code for a protein of 2055 amino acids. Lineage: Eukaryota; Metazoa; Chordata; Actinopteri; Acipenseriformes; Polyodontidae.